CAACCAAGUGUAGAAAUCGAUUUUGAAACGUACCAAUAAACUCGAAAGUUCAAAGUACUUUUUAUUUUCAAUUAUUUUGUAAAUAGUAGUAUUUUACCUGCCUUAAUAUGUUAAGUAUUUUCUCCAAGACGGCCCAAGUAAUCGCACCAUCAAUAACAAAACAAUCAAGAUGUAUAGCUUCGCUAUCAGCCCUGUCCGACACGUACCAGAUGCUCCACAAGACGUGCAGGGACUUCGCCGAGGGGGAGCUGAAGCCUCAUGCCGCUAAGUUCGACAAAGAACACUUGUACCCUGCAGAUGCCAUCAAGAAGAUGGGUGAGCUGGGUCUCAUGGCUAUAGCGACGCCGGAGGAGCUGGGAGGCGCGGGGCUGGACUACCUGGCGUACGCCAUCGCCCUCGAGGAGAUCUCUCGCGGCUGCGCCUCGGCAGGCGUCAUCAUGUCCGUCAACAACUCCCUGUACCUCGGCCCUGUGCUUGGAUGGGGAACAGAUAAGCAGAAGAAAGAGUUUGUUACACCAUUUACAACAGGUGACCCUAUUGGUUGUUUUGCCCUGUCGGAGCCAGGGAAUGGCUCUGAUGCUGGUGCAGCAUCCACCACAGCUAAAGAUGGUGGUGACAAGUGGAUCCUGAAUGGGACUAAAUGUUGGAUCACCAAUGGUUAUGAAAGCAAGGCCACAGUUGUAUUUGCAACCACUGACAAAAGUCUAAAGCACAAAGGAAUCUCAGCAUUUGUUUUGCCAAAACCAAUAAAAGGUCUAGAGUUAGGGAAAAAGGAAGAUAAACUAGGCAUCAGAGCAUCAUCCACUUGCUCACUAAUAUUUGAAGACUGUGAAAUACCAAAAGAAAAUAUUCUGGGAGAGCCCGGCUUUGGGUUCAAGAUUGCCAUGAUGACCCUGGAUGCUGGUCGCAUCGGCAUUGCUUCACAGGCCUUAGGGAUUGCACAGGCAUCUCUGGAUGUUGCUGUGGAAUAUUCGUCCAAGAGGAUAGCAUUUGGCAAGCCCAUAAUGAAGCUGCAAGCUAUUCAGAGCAAGCUGUCAGACAUGGCGCUGAAGAUCGAGUCAGCUCGCCUGCUGACGUGGCGCGCGGCUUGGCUCAAGGACAACAAGAAGCCCUAUACUAAAGAAGCAGCUAUGGCCAAGUUGGCUGCUUCUGAAGCUGCUACAUUUGCUUCACAUCAGUGCAUACAGGUUCUUGGAGGUAUGGGCUACGUGUCGGACAUGCCGGCGGAGAGACACUACCGCGACGCGCGCAUCACCGAGAUAUACGAGGGGACGUCAGAGAUCCAGAGACUAGUCAUAGCAGGGCAGCUCAUCAAGGAAUAUGGGCUCUGAAUGUGUUGUAAUAUAUCAUAGAAUUUAAGCGAAGAGAGUUGUAUACCUACCCACCAUAGUAUUUUGUAUGUUGGUAUUUUAUUGUUGAUGUUCUGAUAUGCUCAAAAGAUUAUUACCAUAUUUUUUUAUAAAUCAUUAAAAAAAUAUACAAAUGUAUUUGAAGAUUUUUAUUAGUGACUGACAAUAUUUGCAAUCAACUGAUUAAUCUAGUAAAGUAUUUUGAAGUAGUAUUUUUAAGAGCAUUAAAAAAUAGUAAAUAAUUAAGUAAAUUGAAAGAAUACUUUUGUACAAGUCUUAUACAUUGUGUUAAAGAUAUAAAAUAAAUGCCUAUACAUAAAUGUUA
Molecule: messenger RNA, 1674 nt
Organism: Plutella xylostella (diamondback moth)
Lineage: Eukaryota; Metazoa; Arthropoda; Insecta; Lepidoptera; Plutellidae
Gene: Arc42
Product: Activator-recruited cofactor subunit 42
Biological process (GO): fatty acid beta-oxidation using acyl-CoA dehydrogenase; butyrate catabolic process
Cellular component (GO): mitochondrion
Molecular function (GO): short-chain fatty acyl-CoA dehydrogenase activity; flavin adenine dinucleotide binding
Source: RefSeq, a predicted model, not a curated record